AUGAUAAACUAUUCUGAGCACCAUCUCCAAAGAGGACUUUUAGAUUCCUCUAAAGAAAACUGGGAUAUUCCUGCACCCCCGAAUGGUACAAAGUUCCAUCUGUGGCCAAGUGCAAUAUAUCCAGUUAAGUCUAGUAUAGACAUUGAAGAGAUGGCAUAUGCCUUCUUUCAAGGAAAAAGGACAAAUAACUAUGAAUUCAUGUUUUCUGAAGCUGAAUUCCCUAGAAUAAAUCAAGGUGAUAUCAGAUCAUUGAUUAUUUGGUUGAAGCUGAAGGAAAGUACUAAUGAAGCUUAUGCAGAUGCCUUACAACGCUUGAGGCAAUAUAUUUUGUAUAUGGUUAUUCAUUUCAUUGUUGAUUGGGAAAUAGGACAACUUGGAGAAAAGAUAGUUCAUGAGCCAGAUUUGGAUCUGAAUGUGGAAAAUGAGUCACCGGGAAACAUACUGAAAACACCACAUAGAGGAGUUGUAUUUUUUUCAAAGAGUUGA
Messenger RNA from Lactuca virosa, 486 nucleotides. The record is from the annotation of a GenBank genome assembly. Lineage: Eukaryota; Viridiplantae; Streptophyta; Magnoliopsida; Asterales; Asteraceae.